This is a messenger RNA of Branchiostoma floridae (Florida lancelet), 2939 nucleotides long. RefSeq names its product low-density lipoprotein receptor-related protein 12-like. The transcript has 8 exons. Gene Ontology annotation, molecular function: protein binding. The record is from RefSeq and is a predicted model, not a curated record. Bases 139 to 1428 code for a protein of 429 amino acids. NCBI's taxonomy places the organism in Eukaryota, Metazoa, Chordata, Leptocardii, Amphioxiformes, Branchiostomatidae.
AGUUCUCAAUGACCGCGCGUAACUUGACUCUCUCGCCGAUCUAUAAAUAAGUUUGGUCAGCGCAGACGACACCAAUACAGGAACGUUACUGGCCUUCAAUCCUCCAAAACGGAUCACGCAACGCUUACAGAGGUCAAAAUGAUGCUGAUCAGUACCACCAUUUUUGCCACCUGCCUCUUGGCAGCCGGGCAUGCUGCGGACUACCCUACAGUGUACAUGUCGGCCCAUGAGAACCAGGCAGUGUCCGUGUCCCGGGCAGGGUACAUAGAGUGGCACGAACGCUUCCAGUACCAGGAUGAUACUGACGUCACGCUCACCCUGCAGGCCGGAACCGGAAAUAACGUCAGGCUGGACUUUCUCAGUCUCAACAUCGAGGGGUCGCCCGGCGCAUGCGUCGACAAACUCGAGGUGUACGAUGGUGAAGGGACGCCCGUGGAGAACUCCACCCGGACAGUUUGCGGUACGAACGUGGCGGUGGCGGCCUUCACGUCCCGUACAGAGAACGUUGUCCUCCGUCUGCGGUCCGAUAACAUGGUCCGGGGGGACUUCAGGAUCCUCUACAACGUCUUCAGGCUAGUGGGCCCAAAUGAAAUGUGCCCACGUGACCAUUUCAAAUGCACCAAUCAGCGCUGUAUCCACGAGUCGCUGCUGUGUGACGGGAUCGACAACUGCGGGGACAACUCGGAGGAGUCGCAGGCCGCAUGCGUUGAUCCUGAACUUACGCCUGUCAACGUGACGAUGAAGAACACUUGCGGCCGGACCCUUCCCAUCGGCCACUCCGGUUACAUCUACAGGGGUGACAGUUCACAGGACAAAGUUCACAUCAACACCACGACGGUCUCUGAUAGGCGGAGGGACUGUCACGUGACCCUGGACGCGCCUGCGGGGUACCACGUCAACCUCCAUUUUGAAUUCCUGGACAUCCAGCGGAACUUCCCCUUCAACUGUGCAGACCAGCUCCACAUCUUCAACGGUCGCCAUGGCAACGUGACGACAGCUGCCAGGACGGUCUGCGGCAUCGACGAGAGGGAUUUCACGUCCACCGGAAGUGACGUCACUCUCCACAUAUCGUCAGCGUUCGGGCGGAGGGGCAGUUUCCGGAUCAUGUACACUCUCUUCCGACCUAGCAGCGGGUCCUGCUACAACUACGAGUUCCUGUGCCAGUCCGACCGCCGCUGUGUCCUUUCUGACGUCACCUGCGAUGGCAAGGACAACUGCGGGGAUGCCAGCGAUGAGACCACAGGGGCUGGGUGUACAGAGCGAGCCGGCGGGUCGGGGCUGGGUGUUGCCGGGAUCGUGGGGAUCUGUCUGGCGGGAGCGGCUCUGCUGUUCAUCCUGGGCGGGCUCAUGGUCUACUUCAGCGGCGCCAUCAAGGGUCGCAUCACCGCCUGCCUCACUACGUCACAGACGUCUUACGAUCCAAAAUAAAUUCAUAUCCAUGCGCCAAUACAACUCCUAUCUAAAUAGGCCAGGGUGUCAUUUUCAAGAUUUCUUGAAGUAAACCAUUGAACUUCUUAAACUUGAAUAAACCCUGUUUUUUCCCAAAAAUUUUAGUAAACACAGCAUCAAAGCUAACACUAAAAGUUUGAUUGAUAGACUUUGGUAUAUUCAAAUUGAAAAUUACUUUCAGAAUUUUCACCUUUCCCCUUUUCAGUAUAGUACCUCCUUGGUUCAUCUUUACUUUUAUGUCAUACCUGUGACGCGAAAACGUUCGAUACUGGUGUUCCGGACCGUGUGAUAACUUUCCGUAUCACAUGGGCUCUACGUUGUAUCAAACGGGCUCCAUUCGAAUAAAUCGAACUAUUUCGAGCGGGCCGAGUGGGGCGCCGUCGAAAAUUCGAAUACCUGAUUUUUAUAUCAACAACCCGACAACUUUGAAAACGUGAAAAGAUAGAUAAUACCGCUCGUUGUUGAGAAUGACAGGGACCAUAUAACCCGAUGCCGUGAGCUUAGAUUGUUAGAAAAAAUGCAGAAGUCAGAAGACUGUCACCUUGAAGUCAUGCUAGAGGUCAGAGCGACUUGUUGAGUGUUUUGAACAGGAAACAUUCACUCUUGUUUGUAAACCACUGAUUCGAUGGACGCAAUCAUUUGUUUAGUUCCAAAGGCUUAUUUUGACUGAAAACAUGUCUCAGUUUGAUUUGAACGUUUCGAUGUUUUGAACGUUUUAUCUACAGAUUUGUCCAACGUAUUGCCACUGCAUAGGCGUCUAAAACGCUUCACAGAAGUGCUUUAAUCUUAACUUUGAUUUAGUAGAGCCAGACUGUUUCCAGGGCCUACACAGGCAAGCUUCUCGUCUUCAGGGCCAACAUGCCUUCCACUGAGGAAAUUUUACCACAGCGCCCUUUGCCAAUGAUGUUUCUCGUACGGUCUCGUUCAGAGGAUAUGUGGUGAAAUUUUUAUCAGUACAUGUUAUCCCUUGUGCCAAGGAGCUGACCCGUACUAAGGUCCAAGAAACAGGCUGGUAUCUGUCUGACUUGAUAUUUGUCUUUUUGGUCGACCUGAAAUGGUUUUUAAAAAUAGCCCAGCUGUGUGUCACAUGUGUGUCUUCUCGGCUGCGCAUUUGGCAGGUGGUACGUUUAGUGACCUGCAACGUUUAUUUAGCUACAUUUAUGGACGAGAUAGUCAAGUCAUAGACGAGAUAAAGUUCGUUUUACUACAAACAUUUGAAGUAGGGCGGUCCGCAGGCAGACUGCUUGGUUACAUUUCUAGGCUUUGUGUCAUAGUAUGGUUGAUUUUCCUGCUUUACCUAUAAAAAAGAAGAGACAAACUUGUUCCUGCCAUUUUUUGGUGAGACAGCAGAAGUUACUGCUACGGGCGUUUUACUCUGGAUGCUGUGAUUUCUUUGCUAGACUUGCUCAGUGCAUUUCAAUGUUAAGCUAUAUCUAAAAGUUCUACAAGUGAAUGCACUUUGAAAUAAAGCGAAGUCCCAAAUGAAAACA